This is a messenger RNA of Puntigrus tetrazona (Sumatra barb), 2112 nucleotides long. RefSeq names its product dual specificity phosphatase 1 (gene dusp1). Gene Ontology annotation, molecular function: protein tyrosine/threonine phosphatase activity; MAP kinase tyrosine/serine/threonine phosphatase activity. Gene Ontology annotation, cellular component: nucleus; cytoplasm. The coding region runs from base 168 to 1277 and encodes 369 amino acids. The record is from RefSeq and is a predicted model, not a curated record. The transcript is spliced from 4 exons. Gene Ontology annotation, biological process: endoderm formation; negative regulation of p38MAPK cascade; protein dephosphorylation. Lineage: Eukaryota; Metazoa; Chordata; Actinopteri; Cypriniformes; Cyprinidae.
GUCUGGAGAUCAGAACGAGAAGAAACAAAGUAGCGGGGUUUUAAUUGAAAACAAAAGAAUUCAAGUUUCCGCGCCUCUCAACGGACUAUUCCUGGACUACACUCUCGAACGGAGCAGUUUAGAGAGAACUUUUCAAGCUUGCCGUAUCGUUUCGUUUAUCUCGCUGUAUGUAUUUAGACCUAUCGUUCUCUACUAUGGUCAUAAUGGAAGUGCCCGCCAUCGACUCGGCUUCGCUUCGUGAUCUGUUGGAGGGAGAUGACCCGGACUGUCUGGUUCUGGACUGUCGCUCGUUUUUCUCUUUCAGCUCGUCCCACAUAUCGGGCUCCAGCAAUGUGCGCUUCAGUACCAUAGUACGCCGGAGGGCCAGGGGCGGCCUGGGACUGGAGCACAUUGUACCCAACGAGGACACCAGGAACAGGCUUCUCUCCGGGGAUUACCAGAGUGUUGUGUUCCUGGAUGACCGCAGUCUGGAGAUGGGAGAAGUGAAGAAAGACGGGACUUUAAUGCUCGCCGUGAACGCUUUGUGUCGCAAUCCAUGUGGAACAAGUGUGUUCCUUCUAAAAGGUGGAUUCGAGACCUUUUCCUCCGAGUUUCCUGAAAUGUGUACGAAGCCAGUUCCCCCACAAGGCUUGAGUUUACCUUUGAGCUCUAGCUGCCAUUCAAACCCAGCUGAUUCCUCCUGUAACUCGUGUACAACUCCUUUGUAUGAUCAGGGUGGGCCUGUUGAAAUCUUGCCAUUCCUAUAUUUAGGCAGUGCUUAUCACGCCUCUAGAAAAGACAUGCUGGACAUGUUGGGAAUCACAGCCCUUAUUAACGUCUCUUCCAACUGCCCCAACCACUUUGAAGACCACUAUCAGUACAAGAGUAUUCCUGUUGAGGACAACCACAAAGCCAACAUCAGUUCCUGGUUCAACGAAGCUAUCGAAUUUAUCAAUUCUGUACGAAAUAAAGGUGGACGUGUCUUCGUUCACUGCCAAGCGGGUAUUUCACGCUCCGCUACCAUAUGUUUGGCUUAUCUGAUGCGCACCAACCGGGUCAAACUUGAAGAGGCCUUUGAGUUCGUCAAACAGCGCCGCAGCAUCAUCUCGCCCAACUUCAGCUUCAUGGGGCAGCUUCUGCAAUUCGAAUCCCAAGUGCUCGCCUCCUCUACGUGUUCCUCGGAGGCGGGAAGCCCUGCCAUUAGCAAAAGCAGCAGUGUGUUCAAUUUCCCCAUCCACACAGCGGCCAGCCCUCUUUCCUUCCUGCAGAGUCCCAUCACUACCUCGCCCUCUUGCUGAGACGGACUCUUUUAAAGUGGUCUGAUUCGUUUCUCACCUCUUGACGGGGGAGAGUUUUAUUUGUACAAUGAUUGUAUGAUCCCUGAGGUGAUCUUUCCAGUAUUAAGGCUCAGGAACUUUUAGUUCCUGCAUUGCCACCAAUAUUCCACGAUUGCUCAAUAUUGUGUGUUGAAGACGAUGGCUGAUGAAGCCUAGUUCCCCCAGACUGUUUUAACGUUUUAACACUGGUCCAUACUUGACUUAAAACCUUUGACAAUUUCAUGCGACACAAACCAGUUUGAAACACUCCAUGAGAAUCUCUCCUUUUUUAUUUUAUCUGACUAUUGAUAAUCAUGUUUUUGGUUAUCUCUUAGCAUUGAAAGAAGCCCCUUACAGAUUGCUCAGGGAUUGUUUUUUUUAUGUUGACAUCAUCAUUAUUAUUAUAAUUUUUAAUAAUAUUAUUAUUAGGAGAGUAGUCCUAGGAGAUGGGAAGUUGUUAGGCGUGAAGGUGCUAAUGUGUCUUGCUACUUUUUUUUGUUUUUGAACAGUGAAUGUAGUUCUGUGUAGGCUCUGCCUUAAGACAAUGGAAAUUGAAACAACGAGCCUGUCAUGCCUUUUUUUAGAAUGCAAUCCAAUUCAUCAAAAUGUUUGUCCGUAAACACAGAAUACCUCAUGUGUCUGUACUGUUGUCAGCCCGUUAAGAGUCCUCCCUAAGCACUACUAACAGGAGUGACUCUUGCGAGGCUUUUUUUGAUAUGUGACUAUUUAUUGACCUAAAUUAAUAUAUUUCUUAUGCUAUAUUUUUUCAUAUAUUUGUGAUACUUGUUGACAAUAAACACUUUUUUUCAUACAUGCA